Molecule: messenger RNA, 3901 nt
Organism: Colossoma macropomum (tambaqui)
Lineage: Eukaryota; Metazoa; Chordata; Actinopteri; Characiformes; Serrasalmidae
Exons: 12
Coding region: 469-3096 (875 amino acids)
Biological process (GO): innate immune response; inflammatory response; regulation of apoptotic process
Molecular function (GO): GTP binding
Source: RefSeq, a predicted model, not a curated record
UUCUUGCUUCACUUCUAUUGUGGAACAGCUGCUGGGUAUCUUCUCCUGAUGCUUAUGUUAUCUUGUGAUCCUGCUGCAUUUCCACCGAUCUAUUUACAAUAGCAGGUUCAACAGCACUUUUUUGGGGAUCUGGGAUUCACUUAUAAUGAAUUGAGAGUGUUUUGGGUACAGUUAAUCUGUGUUGUAUUUGCAUCCUAGGCAUAAUUCUUGGUAACAAUAAGAAAAUUAGGGCAUCUAGGGAUAUUUCAGUAUCUCCAAAAGGGAAUCAAUAAAAUAUCCCUCCCAGCUCUCUUGUUCUUGGAACAUCCAGGUGCCCAUAAGCCAGGACUUGGCUAGGAAUUGUGGUAGUGACAAUGCUUGAUUAUAACAACUAAUAUCUUGCAUGCAGAUCAGAUUUGUUGUACUUCUUCUUUAGUUGCCUGUAAUUACCUAUCUCUCAUUUUGUCAUUUGCAGAGAACACCAGGGAUAUGAGAAUUGUUCUGCUGGGGAGCAUAAAUGCUGGGAAGAGUUCAGCAGGAAACACUCUCCUGCGCAGAGAGACGUCUGAGUUAAAGAGAACUGCUCAGUGUGUGAAGAGACAGAGAGAAGUAGCAGGGAGACACAUCACUGUGGUUGAAGCUCCAGGAUGGUGGACAGAUACACCUGUAAAAGAGAGCACUGAGUUACUGAAACAGGAGAUUGUGCUCAGUGUGUCUCUGUGUCCUCCAGGGCCCCAUGCUGUACUGCUGGUCAUACGUUUGGACACCAUGUUUAAAGAGGAUGAGAGAACAGUAUUAUUGGGACACCUGAAUCUUCUCACUGAUGCAGUGUGGAGUCACACUAUAGUGCUGUUCACCUAUGGAGACUGUCUGGGAGACACACCCAUAGAGCAGCACAUUGAGAGUGAAGGGAAGGAGCUCCAGUGGCUGGUUGAGAAAUGUGGGAACAGGUGUCAUGUUCUCAACAAUGAGAACAGGAGUGAUGACACAAAGGUCACAGAGCUGCUGGAGAAGAUAGAGGAGAUGGUGGCAGCAAACAGUGGACGCCAUUUUGAAAUGGACAGAAAGAUUCUACAGGAGGUGGAAGAGAAGAGGAGAGCAGAGGGAGAGAAGGCUAAGGAGAGGAUGAUGACGGUGGAGAAACAGAGAGAGGACCUCAGAUCACUGAUUGGAUACACACCUUAUCUCUCAGAGCUGAGGAUUGUCUUGCUGGGGUACAGAUACGCUGGGAAGAGUUCAACAGGAAACACCAUCCUGAACAGAGAGGAGUUGGAGUUAAAGAGAACUGCUCAGUGUGUGAAGAGACAGGGAGAAGUAGCAGGGAGACACAUCACUGUGGUUGAAGCUCCUGGGUGGAGUAAUAGGGCUAAAGAGGAGAGCACUGAGUUACUAAAACAGGACAUUGUACUCAGUAUGUCUCUAUGUCCUCCAGGACCUCACUGUCUCCUGCUGAUCAUUCGAGUGGACAUUGUUUUUAAAGAAAAUGAGGGACGCAUAUUAAACGGAUAUAUGAAGCUUUUUAGUCAGAGAGCUUGGAGUCACACUAUAGUGCUUUUCACCUUUGGAGACUAUCUGGGAGACAUACCCAUAGAGCAGCACAUUGAGAGUGAAGGGAAGGCCCUUCAGUGGCUAGUUGAGAAAUGUAGGAACAGGUAUCAUGUUUUCAACAAUGAGAACAGGAGUGAUGACACUCAGGUCACAGAGCUGCUGGAGAAGAUAGAGGAGAUGGUGGCAGCAAACAGUGGACGCCAUUUUAAAAUAGGUAGCAAGAUUCUUCAAAAGGUGGAGGAGGUGAGGAGAGCAAAGAAAGCGAGACCAAAAGAGAAGAUGAAGAAUGUGCAGAAACAGAGCAAGAAUAUGAAAGCAAAUAUCGACUCAUCCCUCAGUUCUGGCUACGGCUCUCUAACCUCAGUGAAGGUUCCAGGGAGGCAGGGAAAGAAAAAAUUUAUGAACUCAGCGAUGCCAACCAGUGAAAGUAUCUGCUUGGAAUCCAGGAGUUUGGGCAGUGGAAAUCCUGGAGUCCCUAAAGUGUUUAGCCCUGAAAUGACUGAAAAAGACUUGGUGAUUGAAAACAAUUCAUUCCGGUUUCAGUGCCCUCAUGCUGGUCAGUUCCAGUGCCAAUUUACCAGCCUUGUGUUUGAGUUGGAAGGGAAAGGGGAGUUGCAGUACAGAAUAGACUCCUGGGGUACCCAUCUGUUGGAUGGUAUAAGUCAGAUGAAGCCUGCAGGUCCUCUGUACAGUAUCGACUGUUUUGAAGUUUCAAUCAGUCAUCUGCACCUCCCACACUGUGAGAUACUUUCAGAGGGAAACCAGGCUGAGCUGGUUGUGGCACAUUUCACUGGUGAUAAUGUAGAGGUCAUACAGCCACUGAAAGUGACAAGCACACAUGUGAUUAUCAGUAUCCAAGGCCUUUCCCUCCUUGGCCUUCUAAAAAACAUGUUCUAUGCUGGUCCUGUUAGUGCCCAAGUCUUACUCUUCUAUAAAGAAAUCACUGGAAAGCAAAGCAAGAAAAAACUACACAUCCACUUACUGCCAAGGAAUGUGCCAGUUGAAGAGGUGGAGAAAAGGCAUAAGAGCAGCAUAUACUUUGACACCAGCUCCACAUGCCAGCUUAUCCCUGGUAGAAAAUACAAACCAUCCUGUGACCCUUACAAGCCCCAGCCAAAGAGUGCCACAUUCGAGUGUGACUAUGGCCCAAACUAUCACCCCACCUUUGUGGUGUUCUUUGACACUGAAGAUUUUACAGUAAGUCUUUUGGAUGAAGAUGGCUUGGAGGUGUGGGAGCCACAUGACGUAUGUCUUUCAGCUCACAAUACGGAUGCAGCCCUAAUCAAAAGGAUGAAAGCUGCUGAAUUUGUGGACGAACACAGAGAAAAGCUCAUUCAGAGAGUUUCCUCAGUAAUGGAACUAGCAGACUCUCUACAAAGCAAGAAAAUGAUUGGUGAUGAAAUGUACAAUAACAUCAAAGUCGCAAAAACAUCUCAGGGACAAAUGAGGAUCUUGUACGAAAUUCUUCAGUCGGGAGGAACCGCUGUGAAAGCAGAAUUCUAUGAAAUCCUUAAACUGAAACAGUCUUUCCUAGUGGAUGAACUGGAGUCUGGACCCAGAAAGGCCUAGUGGACCUUUAAAAGGAGAACAUUUUGUCCAGAGGUGUACUUUGUGAUAUAAUUUAGCAGUUAACAUACUGCCGUGCUCUGUGACAUAUAAAAAUAGUGGGCAGGCCCAGCUGACCUUGAUUUGGACUGAUGGAAGAAGAAAGAGGGAAAUAUCCAUGUGACUUUGAAGGAGAAAUCAUUAUUGGAUGUCGGAUCAGGAAGACUGCUCAACUGGAUAGUGUUUCCAUAGAAACAGGGACUAAAGCGUCCUCUGCAUUUAAAUCUAUGGGAAAGACAUCAGUAAAAAGGGUCGGAAAUUCUGGUCACAAGCACAAAUUCAGUGACCAUGAUUGUGCAUGAUUGAACACUUAUGGGAGAUUUUGGAGUGAUGUGCUCUUCACCACCAGCGUCAAAAUUGAGGAAAUCAGCAUUCUCUAAUCAGCUGUUGGCCAAGUUUUGCAUCAGUUGGCAAAAUGAAAAGUUUGGGACUGGUCUGCAUUUUUCACAGCUUUGGAUACAGUACUCAUAUUUUUUUUUGCACUAUUUAUUUACAGUCAUUGCACAAAUUCAAAUUAUUUUAGCAAAUAAUUUUCUCAGUUUUUCUCAGUCUUUUUGUAAAUCAUUGUUUUUAUCAUUUUUAUCCUUGGUACCUUGUGUUUUCUGUUUUUUAGAUUAAUUUAUAUAUCUGUGUUUUGCAAUUCAUAAAGUGCUAAUUAUGCAUUGUGCAGUAGCAAUUUCAGAGUUGUAUAUUGUAUAUAUGUUGCAAUUACUUGUUUUUUCCCCAUGAGCCUCCUGUGGCUAGAAAUACUUAAAACCCUUCCUACAUA